Molecule: messenger RNA, 3556 nt
Organism: Mugil cephalus (flathead mullet)
Lineage: Eukaryota; Metazoa; Chordata; Actinopteri; Mugiliformes; Mugilidae
Product: E3 ubiquitin-protein ligase TRIM39-like
Exons: 7
Coding region: 721-2349 (542 amino acids)
Molecular function (GO): protein binding; zinc ion binding
Source: RefSeq, a predicted model, not a curated record
UACUCUCAUACUCAAACGUUGCUACGGGCGACGGCAUCAGCUACUGUAUAGGGUAGGAAUGCAUGAUGAAUGCAAAGUGCCAGAAGGAUGUUCCAUCUGUGCCUGCCCAAGGUCGCCCACAAGUGGUGGAGAUGAAGAAGGACAGCUUGUAAAUCAUUUACACACUACCCUGCAUUGAAGUUCACAUGGGAGAACAUUUAAAGGGGAACACAAGCAAAGAUUUUAUUUACUCUUUGAGACUUGAUGUCCAAGGUAUUUAAAAAAAAAAAAAAAAAAAAAAUACAAGAGAAGUAUGUGCAUGUUCCAUCAUGUACUUUUGAUGAAGACAGUGAUAACUGUCUUUUGUUUGCAUGCAGACAUUAAUCUGAUGACAUUCCUAUCACCCUCAGCUUGUGGUUUAUCCAGUUUUAGCUUGCUGAACUAAGACAGAUGCUUGCUGUUUUCCAAGAAUAGUUUUUGAACAAAUGCAUUUAACAUGAGUUCAUGCAGAUUGUUCACAUAGUGAACGGGAGGAACUAUAAACUUUCCGUCAAAAUCCCCUUCUAACCACUGUACAGUUUGAUAAGAUCAUUGCUCAAAUGUGAAUGAGGAAAUACACCAAUCAGAACAAUCACCAACGAAAGGGAACUUCUGCCCAUCCAUGCAAAUAGGAACACGUAUUCUGAACCCUUUCAUACCUGCUUAAACAACCAAGACAGAAACAACAAGGACCUCACAGACAUGGCAGAUAUACCAUAUGAGCACCAGUUCCGUUGUUCCAUCUGUCUGGAUUUUUUCACCGAUCCAGUCUCGACUCCAUGCGGGCACAACUUCUGCAAGUUCUGCAUUGAGAAGUACUGGGACACCACAGAAGUGUGCAGCUGCCCCCUGUGCAAGGAAGUGUUUUCCACACGACCAGAGCUUCGAAUUAACAUCUCCUUCCGAGACAUUGUCAAUCACUUUAAAAACACAACAUUGUGUGCUGUGACGAGCGAUGAGACCAGUGUGGCCAAAGCCGAUGACGUGGUCUGUGACGUCUGCACAGACGUGAAAGUAAAGGCCGCGAAGUCCUGCCUGGUGUGUAUAGCAUCGUACUGCGAGACUCACCUGAAGCCUCACAAGACAGCAGCGGUCCUGAGCAAACACAAGCUCAUUGAACCAAGCAGAGACUUGGAGGACAGAAUAUGUCAGAAGCAUGAGAGGAUCCUGGAGCUGUUCUGCAGGAAGGAGGAGGUCUUCAUAUGUCAGACCUGUGCCGAGACCGACCACAGGCGACACCAGGUUGUGACAGCAGAUGUUGCUACACAGCAAAAAUUGCUCCAGAUUAAGAGGAAGGAGAGAGAAGUGGAGCUGAUGAUACAGGAUCGGCAAAAGAGGAUUGAGGAAAUCAACCACUCGAGGAAAAAAAACGACGAAAAUGCUGACCAACAAAUGGAGAUAAGCGUUAAGGUCUUCAUGACUGUGAUGGAGUCCUUCAGGAAGACCCACAGCAACCUGAUAAAGGAGAUCGAGACGCGGUGCAACGCUGAACAGAAGCGCUUUGAGAAGCUCACCAAGAUUCUGAAGCAGGAGAUUGGCGAACUGGAGAAGAAAAGUGUUGAGCUACAGCAACUUUCACUCAUAGAAGACGACAUCUCCCUCCACCAGGCUUUCAAUAAGGCAAACACACUGCCAGCCAUGCAUGACUGGCCAAACAUCCCUGUUGAUGAAGUGGAUUUUUUGGGUUACAUACGAACAUCUCUGAAUAAUGCAAAGGAGUUCAUAAACCUGGAAAUUAAAGAGCAGGCGGCCACUGAGCUCAAGAAAGUGCAGAAAUAUGCAGAGGACAUCACCAUUGACCCUGACACUGCAGGGCCCUGGCUCAUCGUCUCAGAAGACGGCAAAGAAGUCCGGCAGUCUCCAAAGAAGCACAAAGUUCCAGUGAGCCCGGCAAGGUUCACAGAAAACACUUUUGUUCUUGCAACUCAGGGUCUGACCAAGGGCAGGCACUACUGGGAGGUAGGUGUGAAGGAGAAAGCCAACUGGGUGCUGGGAGUUUCCUCAGGCUCUUUGAUGAGGACAGAGCACAUCACUCCCUGUCCAGAAAACGGGAUGUGGGCUCUUAGUCACAAGGACACAGUGCAGUAUUUUGCCUUAGAGCAAAAUCCUUUCCCUUUAAUGCUGCCGCCACCUGUCCAGAGAGUGGGCGUGUUUGUGGAUUACGAAGAGAGGCAGGUGACUUUCUUCAACGUAGAGGCCAAGACUCACAUCUUCACAUUCACAGAGUGCAACUUCACAGGCCGGGUUUACCCCAUAUUUGAUCCUUGCUUGGCGACGGAAAAGAAGGAGGUGGCUCCUCUGAGAGUUAUGAUCGUCGAGGUCACAAAAUGACCGAGUGAGAUUUAUCAGAGUUAGCAAGACAGCUGCUAUAUAAUCAAACACAGACGUACAAAAACACAGGAUCACAUUCUUUAUCCAUCAUUAACUUUGUUGCACAGUACAAGUAAUGUCUUAGCAAACAUUCUGCAUAUUAUUUUUUAUGUAAAACAUAUCAAGAAAAAGUCAUCCAUGUAUUUACUUCAUCACACUUGGACUAUUGCAGCUCUUUAUAGCGAGGCCUUAGCAUGAGGACGUCUCUUGUCUGCAGCUUGUGUAAAACUCAGCUGCCAGACUUUUAACAAAAGAGAUAAGACCUUGUCACUCACAUACCCUACCCCGGCUACCAGCAAGACAUACAAUUGAUUUUAAACUUUGACUUUUUAAAGCUAGCUUUGCCCUUUCCUACAUUAUAGAUUUACAGUAUAGAUUUAUUCACACCCUUCAAGUUCUUUUUUUUUCUGUUUGAGCCCUGCAGCUGUGGAUCACUUUAGAUCAGCAAACUCAGAACUGUCUUUUAAAUUAUGCCUCAAACUUCUGCUCUGCAGGAAAGCUUUGUAUAAGAUCUAAUUCUUAUCUUUUUAUUGCUUUUUAUUUGCAGGUAUUUUGCUUUUUUAAAAUAUAAAUAUAUGAAUAUAUAAAUAAUAUAUGAAUCUCUGUUUCAUAAUCUGUAAAAAUAAAGUUUUAUCAUAUUUAUUGUUACCUUACAAGUAGGUGGGGUUAUUGUAUGUGCAAAACUGCUUUUAUUCUCUUCAGGUAAAUGAGAAGAGAAAACAAUGUUAUUUAUGAGUCUCUAAUAUUGUAAUCAUGAUACAGUCUUAUAUAUUCACACUACUACACAAUAUCCAAUUAAAAAUAUUUCAGUUCAAAUGUUAUUUGUCUGUGAAGCUACAGCGGGCAUAGCAUAAAAGGGGAUAACAGCACCACCUUUUUUGUUACCGAUGGAUUCUGCAGGAAGUCACAGUCAGUCUACAACCUUCUGUAAUAUGGGCAAUUAUUGUUUUGUUAUGUACAUUUUGUUUAUUUUAUAAGCACUGGCUUCUUUUUUAUCAUAAGUAUUGUUUUCAAUCACCCAUGAUGAAUAAAUCUUUACUUCUAGAGUUGUGUUUUGUGCACUUUUUUCUCGUCCAUUGAUUGUAAAUCCUCUGUGCUGUUUUUUUUUCUUUAUUUGUAUUGUUUUAUGAUCAUUAAAUCAUGGUGUGUAAGUCACAAGUAUAAUUUA